CCCCGGUUGAUGCUCGGCUCUAUUUCUUUUCACUUCUUAAUGUUUACUCGGACUUGCAGCUUCUUUGACACCGAGAUUCGUUAGAAACCGGAACCGAACGGGCCGUUUUCUCCUCGGUUCGGUUAUGAACUGAGCUCCCUCCGACCCGGGCAGCUGUUGGCCGACUUUAGGACCAUGCAGGCUUUGAGCUCCUCUGCAGUCCUGCAGCUUUUUGGCUUCCUGAUUGGACUGAGCAGCUCCCUGGACCCCAGAGACCCCAACGUGUGCAGCCUGUGGGAGAGCUACACCACCUCGGUGAAGGAGUCCUACUCUCACCCCUACGACCAUGUGACGGAGGAGCCGUGCUCGGACCCCCGGACGUCGUACAGAUGCUCCCGUCACAGGAUCACCUAUAAAACGGCGUACAGGCAGGCGGUGAAGACCGAGUACCGCAGGCGGUACCACUGCUGUCCAGGCUACUAUGAGAGCGGAGGCCGAUGUGUUCCUCACUGCAGCCAGGAGUGCGUCCACGGCCGCUGCGUCGCUCCGAACCGCUGCCAGUGUGAGAAAGGAUGGCGAGGCGACGACUGCUCCAGCUCCUGCGACGACAGACACUGGGGUCCAGACUGCCGGAAGGAGUGCAAGUGUGAGAACGGCGCGCUCUGCGACCCGGUGGGGGGCGUCUGCCAGUGUCCGCCCGGGUUCAUCGGACGCCUCUGCGAGGACUCGUGUCCGGCCGGGACCUUUGGGAAGGGCUGCCAGCAGAAGUGCAAGUGUGGCAACGGAGGAUCCUGCAACAAGGCAACAGGAGAAUGCACGUGUCAGAAGGGAUUCACCGGGACUUUCUGUGCGAAGACGUGUAAAGGCUCCUGCCAGCCGAGAUGCCCCUGCCAGAACGAGGGCCGCUGCAAGGGCAACGGGGUCUGCGCCUGUCUGGCUGGAUGGACGGGUGCGAUCUGCACGGAACAAUGUCCAGAGGGAAGGUUUGGGAAAAACUGCUCAGAGGAGUGUGUUUGCCACAACGACGCUAAAUGUGACCCCUUAACUGGACGCUGCCAAUGUAGAGAGGGUUUCACUGGCAACAGGUGUAAUGAGGAGUGCCCCGCAGGUACCUACGGCCAGGACUGUAAAGGUGUGUGCAACUGUGCAAACGGCGCGCGCUGCUUCAACAUCGACGGCAGCUGCUUUUGUGAGCCCGGAUUCAGCGGGCCGCAGUGCAGGAACCGGAUGUGUGCGCCUGGGAACUACGGCAUGCACUGCGAACACAAGUGUCUCUGUGAGGAGAAACACACUCUGAGCUGCCACCCGAUGAAAGGCGAAUGCACGUGCCAGCCGGGCUGGGCGGGUCUGUUCUGCAACGAGACGUGUCCUCACGGUUUCUAUGGCGACGGCUGCAUGGAGCCGUGUCUGUGUGUGAACGGAGGCGUGUGCGACAGCGCCACGGGACGAUGCCACUGCUCCCCCGGAUUCACGGGCGUUCACUGCGAGGGUCCCUGUAAAAGCGGCGUCUACGGGAAGAACUGCUCCCUGGAAUGCUCCUGCGAAAACUUUAUCGACUGCUCACCGGUUGACGGCACUUGCUUCUGCAAAGAGGGCUGGCAAGGGCCAGACUGCUCCGUCCCCUGCGCUGACGGCACCUGGGGCCCCGGGUGCAACACCACCUGCCGCUGCACCAACGGGGCCAAAUGUGACCCGGCAGACGGAUCGUGCAAAUGCUCAGCCGGAUGGCAGGGGGUGCUCUGUGACCAGCCGUGUGGUGUGGGCUCGUUCGGGCCGGGCUGCCUGAAGAGGUGCGACUGUAUUUACGGCAGCGGUUGCCAGGCGACCAGCGGGGAGUGCCACUGUCUGGCAGGUUGGACGGGGCCGCACUGCAGCGAUCCGUGUCCGGAGGGCCUGUGGGGCCCCCACUGCAACUACUCCUGCUCGGACCGCUGUCCCAACAGCGACACGUGUCUGAGGAAAACCGGGGAGUGUGUGUGCCGGCCGGGCUACUGGGGCGCCGCCUGCCAGAACAAUUCGUCUGAGCGGGUGGGCAGCGUCAUGGUCCCUCUGCCCCCGGGAGAGAGGGAGUCGUGGGGCGCCAUCGGCGGCAUCGUGGUGCUGGUCCUGCUGGUGGUGAUGCUUCUGGCUCUGCUGCUGCUCUACCGGCGCCGGCAGAAGGACAAGCAGAACAACACGCCCACCGUCUCCUUCUCCACCAGCCGCACCGUCAACUCCGAAUACGCCGUCCCAGAUGUUCCCCACAGCUACCAUCAUUACUACUCCAACCCCAGCUACCACACGCUGAGCCAGAACCGGCCGCCGCUGCCGCACGUCCCCAACAACCACGACCGCGUCAUCAAGAACACCAACAACCAGCUGUUCUGCAGCGUGAAGAACGCGGCCAGGGAGCGGCGCGGCCUGUUCGGGGUCGAGACCAACGCCACUCUGCCUGCAGACUGGAAGCAUCAUGAGACCCGCAAAGGUUCAGGAGCGUUUGGCAUCGACCGGAGCUACAGCUACAGCGCCAGCCUCGGAAAAUAUUACAACAAAGAGCUGAAGGACUUGGUGGCGGCGAGCAGCAGCUCUCUGAACAGCGAGAACCCGUACGCCACCAUCAAGGACCUGCCCGGCUCGCCGUUCUGCACCCCGGAGAGCAGCUACAUGGAGAUGAAGGCGGCCGUGCCGCGGGAGCGAGCGUACACCGAGAUCAGCCCGCCGCCGUUCAGCAUGGCCACGCUGCGCAGAGAGCGGCAGAGCUCCCUGGGUCACGCCCCUCAUGACGACCCCCAGAGCCACUACGACCUCCCUGUGAACAGCCACAUCCCGGGACACUACGACCUGCCUCCGGUGCGCCGGCCGCCCUCCCCCCGGCCCGCCCCGCGCAGAACGCUGCAGUGAGAGCCGCAGAGGCGCCGCGGGUUCACCCUCCUCCCUUUGGGCCGAUGGAGAAGAGCAGACUGUUUGUUCUUCACCUAUAAACUCAGUAAGGUCCUGUUUGAGGGCAGCACUGCCCCCCUGUGGCCAUCAGAUGGUACUGCUGCCACCAGGACUGAAGAACCAGGAAAGCUGGUGACAUCAGAGGAGCUUCACUGCGACGUGAUUUCAGCUUUCAUUUUUUUUUUCUGACUUCAUUAAAGUAGAAAACAUUAAAAAAUGUAAAAAAAUGCAGCCGGCAGCUUCUCACAAACUCUAAAGUUUCUGAAUAUGUCAUGAAAGCCAAAGAAAAGCGUCAAUCUCCAGGAAUAUUGGGCCCAGAAUGUGGAUGGAAAACUCUGUACAUAUGGAAGUAAAUAUAGUAUCACCACAAGGAACAUUGUAAAUAAACAAACAGCUCUCCGGAUUUACAAAUCAUGGUUAUUUCCUGUCAUGCAGUAUUUAAAGCUGGAGUAUGUAACAGAUAUAAAAAUAUUUUAUUUUACAUAUUUGUUAAAACUGUCACCAUGUCAUGAGAGUUUGAUAUGAGAGAUAAUCUGAAGGCAGAGGAGCUCAGUCUGUUCGGUUUAAUUGUCUCACACCAUGGUGUCACAACAUAGCGACAGUUUCAAUAAAUAUAAAAAAAUAUAUAUAUUUUUUGUAUAAGUUAUAUACUGGAACCUUUAAAGAUCAAUUUUAA
Xiphophorus hellerii (green swordtail) is the source of this 3574-nucleotide messenger RNA. It is a transcript of the gene pear1, whose product is annotated as platelet endothelial aggregation receptor 1. The transcript is spliced from 20 exons. Gene Ontology annotation, cellular component: membrane. The record is from RefSeq and is a predicted model, not a curated record. Gene Ontology annotation, molecular function: protein binding. Bases 175 to 2859 code for a protein of 894 amino acids. Lineage: Eukaryota; Metazoa; Chordata; Actinopteri; Cyprinodontiformes; Poeciliidae.